UGUAACAGUGUGUAAAGGAUAACUCACACAGGUGGGGAAACACAUACCGGUUCACCUUCAACAUCAAAAAAAUUAACCAGUUUUGCUCAUCAUGAGGGAAGAUGCGGCUGAAAAUAUCGAGGGAGGGGACGAACACGGAGAGGCGACAACAUCAGAAGCUGCAUCUGGAGAGAGACGACGUAGUAUUGCGGAACUGCAGAAUAUGCUGAAAAGAGUUCCCCAGAGUCCUUUCCAUAAUCGGUACAAGGGUGGUGAGUGGUCAGAUGUGACUGACAACGCUGAACCACAGACUAAUGGAGUCAAUGGGAGUUCUUCCAGGAUGAACCCUUUCUAUGCAUAUUACUUGGAAAACAAAGGUGACAUAACAGAGGACCAAAAAAAGAAAACUUCGGAAAGCGUCGACUGUGAUUCCCUUUUUGUGUCUCCACCUGACUUUCAGAGCGAUCUUCCCUCUGAAAAUAGGACUGAGGAAAAUGGAGGCAUGUUUCCUGAACCCAAGAACAACCUGUUCAAAAGCCAAAAUGACAACAAUGACCAAGACCUCUUCCACAGAUCAGCACCAAGUCAUAAUGCAACUGUUAAUGGUUUUCAUGACGUGACCCUGAACUCUCCAAACUUAUUUAAAGCAACUCCGGCUCAGGGGCAGAACCUCUCUAAGAGUUUUCCGCCCAGAAGCUCUGACCUCUUUAAAGGCGAAGAGGACGAUCUUUUCCAGGCUGAUAAAAAGGAAGAUUUGUUCGAAACUGCAUGGGCUAAGAAGGCGGACCCUUUUGAUAAAGCUGCCAUCCUUCAGAAUUGA
Pundamilia nyererei is the source of this 799-nucleotide messenger RNA. RefSeq lists its product as uncharacterized. Bases 92 to 799 code for a protein of 235 amino acids. NCBI's taxonomy places the organism in Eukaryota, Metazoa, Chordata, Actinopteri, Cichliformes, Cichlidae. The record is from RefSeq and is a predicted model, not a curated record. The transcript has 7 exons.